CCCUUAUAUAUAGAGGACGCCACCAGUUUUGGUCAACGUCAUCACAGCCUUUCACUCAAACAACAUGGCACUUCCAUCAGCAAGUUCAACCAACGUCGGCGGCCGUGCCCCAUCCAAAUCAGUGUCCCCAAGGUCUGGAGGGGGAUCUGCUGUCAGACAGAGGAAAAGCACCACAACAUCGAGUGCCCCACGUAAGGCAGCCGGCAGCAGUGCGGGUAUGUGGAGAUUCUACACAGAGGACUCUCCUGGAAUCAAGGUUGGUCCCGUUCCAGUCCUAGUCAUGAGUCUGCUCUUCAUUGCCUCCGUGUUUAUGCUCCACAUCUGGGGAAAAUACACCCGUGCCUAGACCCUCACGACUCAUAGCAACAUUGACGGAGCUGUACAUACAUUCAUGAUUCAGUGAACUGAAGGCAUUUUAUCACAAACUGUUACUGUAUGCCAUUACAGCACCAUAUUUAUCUGACUAAGAAUACAUGGAUGUUGCUGAAGGCAACGUGUUCUUACUGUGGUAAAUAUGGUGUAUGACGAAUGUGUCAUUCCAAAGACCAGUGUGAAAGUGGCUCAGGCAUCUUAAUGUUUUUGUUGAACUUUUCAUCAAACAAGAUGCUACUCUUAUGGAAAAGUGUAAAAGAAAUAAAGACGUAAUUUAUA
Molecule: messenger RNA, 651 nt
Organism: Haliotis rubra (blacklip abalone)
Lineage: Eukaryota; Metazoa; Mollusca; Gastropoda; Lepetellida; Haliotidae
Product: protein transport protein Sec61 subunit beta-like
Exons: 4
Coding region: 65-346 (93 amino acids)
Biological process (GO): intracellular protein transport
Cellular component (GO): Sec61 translocon complex
Source: RefSeq, a predicted model, not a curated record